Molecule: messenger RNA, 5150 nt
Organism: Colossoma macropomum (tambaqui)
Lineage: Eukaryota; Metazoa; Chordata; Actinopteri; Characiformes; Serrasalmidae
Product: sushi, von Willebrand factor type A, EGF and pentraxin domain-containing protein 1-like
Exons: 28
Coding region: 345-5123 (1592 amino acids)
Biological process (GO): heterophilic cell-cell adhesion; leukocyte tethering or rolling; response to cytokine
Cellular component (GO): membrane; external side of plasma membrane
Molecular function (GO): oligosaccharide binding; sialic acid binding
Source: RefSeq, a predicted model, not a curated record
AGUGAGCAGAAUUCCAAAGCUCUUAUGGGUAAAUGUAACUUUAAGAUUCCUGGAAAAAUAAGCGCAAGCCUGGCUGGAGCUGGACCACCUAUUUAAACGCAGCAUCACAACAGCUCUGAGCUCAGAACCAGACAGUUCUCUGACUGAGACGCAUCACCUGUACUGUGAUAUAUUAAACAUAGCUGAAAGGAUUACAUCGCUUACAAUGGUAAGUACAUGGAAAGCAGCUCUUAUGAUGUCCUAAUCCAUUUUGCCUCUUAUUUGCUGGACAUUUAGAACAUUUAAGGUCGAUAGAACAUUAAUUUCACUAAAACUCUGCUUCAUUUUUACAGGACUUUCACAAGAUGCACAGACCAAUGUUCUCCUUUAUCCUCCUAUUUUUAAUGUUACCUCAGUGGACCCCAGUAACAGGCUGGUCCUACCAUCACUCAGACAAUGUCAUGAACUGGAAUGCUGCUCGUCAGUGGUGUAGGGAGCGCUUCACGGACAUGGUGGCCAUCCAGAACCACGGUGAAAUCAAUUAUCUCAACAGCAUCCUUCCCCGAGUGAGAGGAUACUACUGGAUAGGCAUUCGCAAGAUCAACAACAGCUGGACCUGGGUGGGCACUAACAAAAAGCUGACAAAGGAGGCUGAGAACUGGGCAAAAGGGGAGCCCAAUAACGGACGGAACAACGAGGACUGUGUGGAGAUCUACAUUAAGAGGGGAAAGGACGAGGGCAAAUGGAACGAUGAGUCCUGCAAAAAGAAAAAGACUGCACUUUGCUACACCGCAUCCUGCAAGAAAGACUCCUGCAGCUACCACGGAGAAUGUGUGGAGACCAUCAACAACCACACGUGUGAAUGCUUUGAGGGCUUCUAUGGAAAAGAGUGCGAGCACGUUGUGAAAUGCCAAGCGGAGGAAAUAUCUGCUCCCGAACACGGCAGUGUCCACUGCGUCCACCCUAAUGGCGAUUUCUCGUAUGAGUCUCAGUGCGAGUACUCCUGCAAUGAGGGCUACCAGGCCGUUGCCUCACAAACAACACGGUGCAAAGCCUCAGCAGCUUGGUCAACCAAACCACCAACCUGUGAACUUGUCCAGUGCUCGGAUCUGACUGAGCCUCUUCACAGCUCCAUGCAGUGUGAUCAUCCGUUGGGAAGCUUCAGCUAUCAGUCCUCCUGUGAGUUUAUUUGUGAGGAAGGAUACACACUAACAGGCUCAAGCUCCAGCAAGCUGAUGUGUGAAGCCAGUGGACACUGGAAUGAUUCUCAGCCCAUCUGUGAAGCUGUUCAAUGCCCAACUCUUGAGGACCCUGCGAACGGCAGGAUCAACUGCAAUGGUGAUAGUUACGGCAGCAGCUGCAUCUUCAGCUGUAAUAAAGGGUUCCACCUUCAGGGGGCGCCAGAAAUUACCUGCACAGAAUCUGCAGAGUGGAGCCAGAACAGGCCUCACUGCGAAGUUGUCCAGUGCUCUGAUCUGACUGAGCCUCUUCACAGCUCCAUGCAGUGUGAUCAUCCACUGGGACAUUUUGGUUACCAGUCCUCCUGUGAGUUUACCUGUGAGGAAGGAUACACACUAACAGGCUCAAGCUUCAGCAAGCUGAUGUGUGAAGCCAGUGGACAUUGGAAUGAUUCUCAGCCCAUCUGUGAAGCUGUUCAAUGCCCAACUCUUGAAGACCCUGCGAACGGCAGAAUCAUCUGCAGUGGUGAAAGUUAUGGCAGCAGCUGCAGCUUCAGCUGUAAUGAUGGGUUUCACCUUCAGGGGGCGCCAGAUAUUACCUGCACCAAGUCUGCACAGUGGAGCAAAGAGAUACCUUACUGUGAAGUUGUCCAGUGCUCUGAUCUGACUGAGCCUCUUCACAGCUCCAUGCAGUGUGAUCAUCCGUUGGGAAGCUUCAGCUAUCAGUCCUCCUGUGAGUUUACCUGUGAGGAAGGAUACACACUAACAGGCUCAAGCUUCAGCAAGCUGAUGUGUGAAGCCAGUGGACACUGGAAUGAUUCUCACCCCAUCUGUGAAGCUGUUCAAUGCCCAACUCUUGAAGACCCUGCGAACGGCAGAAUCAUCUGCAGUGGUGAAAGUUAUGGCAGCAGCUGCAGCUUCAGCUGUAAUGAUGGGUUUCACCUUCAGGGGGCGCCAGAAAUGACCUGCACCAAGUCUGCACAGUGGAGCCAGGAGGUACCUCACUGUGAAGUUGUCCAGUGCUCUGAUCUGACUGAGCCUCUUCACAGCUCCAUGCAGUGUGAUCAUCCGUUGGGAAGCUUCAGCUAUCAGUCCUCCUGUGAGUUUACCUGUGAGGAAGGAUACACACUAACACCCUCAAGCUCCAGCAAGCUGAUGUGUGAAGCCAGUGGACACUGGAAUGAUUCUCAGCCCAUCUGUGAAGCUGUUCGAUGCCCAACUCUUGAGGACCCUGCAAACGGCAAUAUAAUCUGCAGUGGUGAUAGUUAUCUCAGCAGCUGCAGCUUCAGCUGUAAUGAUGGGUUCCAACUUCAGGGGGCGCCAGAAAUUACCUGCAUGAAGUCUGCACAGUGGAGCCAAGAGGCACCUCACUGCAAAGUUGUCCAGUGCUCUGAUCUGACUGAGCCUCUUCACAGCUCCAUGCAGUGUGAUGAUCCAAUAGGACGUUUCGGCCAUCAGUCCUCCUGUGAGUUUACCUGUGAGGAAGGAUACACACUAACGGGCUCAACCUUUAGUCGGCUGAUGUGUGAAGCCAGUGGACACUGGAAUGAUUCUCAACCCACCUGUGAAGCUGUUCAAUGUACAACUCUUGAGGACCCUGCGAAUGGCAGGAUCAACUGCAGUGGUGAUAGUUACGGCAGCAGCUGCAGCUUCAGCUGUAAUGAUGGGUUUCACCUUCAGGGGGCGCCAGAAAUGACCUGCACCAAGUCUGCACAGUGGAGCGAGGAGAUACCUCACUGUGAAGUUGUCCAGUGCUCUGAUCUGACUGAGCCUCUUCACAGCUCCAUGCAGUGUGAUCAUCCGUUGGGAAGCUUCAGCUAUCAGUCCUCCUGUGAGUUUACCUGUGAGGAAGGAUACACACUAACAGGCUCAAGCUCCAGCAAGCUGAUGUGUGAAGCCAGUGGACACUGGAAUGAUUCUCAGCCCACCUGUGAAGUUGUCCAGUGCUCUGAUCUGACUGAGCCUCCUCACGGCACCAUGCAGUGUGAUCAUCCACUUGGAAGCUUCGGCUAUCAGUCCUCCUGUGAGUUUACCUGUGAGGAAGGAUACACACUAACAGGCUCAAGCUCCAGCAAGCUGAUAUGUGAAGCCAGUGGACACUGGAAUGAUUCUCAGCCCAUCUGUGAAGCUGUUCGAUGUCCAACUCUUGAGCACCCUGCGAACGGCAAUAUAAUCUGCAGUGGUGAUAGUUAUGGCAGCAGCUGCAGCUUCAGCUGUAAUGAUGGGUUUCACCUUCAGGGGGCGCCAGAAAUGACCUGCACCAAGUCUGCACAGUGGAGCCAGGAGGUACCUCACUGCAAAGUUGUCCAGUGCUCUGAUCUGACUGAGCCUCUUCACAGCUCCAUGCAGUGUGAUCAUCCAUUAGGCAGCUUUGGCUAUCAGUCCUCCUGUGAGUUUACCUGUGAGGAAGGAUACACAUUAACACCCUCAAGCUCCAGCAAGCUGAUGUGUGAAGCCAGUGGACACUGGAAUGAUUCUCAGCCCACCUGUGAAGCUGUUCAAUGCCAAACUCUUGAAGACCCUGCGAAUGGCAAAAUCAUCUGCAGUGGUGAUAGUUAUGGCAGCAGCUGCAACUUCAGCUGUUACGAUGGGUUCUACCUUCAGGGGGCACCAGAAAUGACCUGCACCAAGUCUGCACAGUGGAGCGAGGAGAUACCUCACUGCAAAGUUGUCCAGUGCUCUGAUCUGACUGAGCCUCGUCACAGCUCCAUGCAGUGUGAUCAUCCACUAGGCAGCUUUGGCUAUCAGUCCUCCUGUGAGUUUACCUGUGAGGAAGGAUACACACUAACAGGCUCAAGCUCCAGCAAGCUGGUGUGUGAAGCCAGUGGACACUGGAAUGAUUCUCAGCCCACCUGUGAAGCUGUUCAAUGUCCAACUCUUGGGCACCCUGCGAAUGGCAGGAUCAACUGCAGUGGUGAUCGUUACGGCAGCAGCUGCAUCUUCAGCUGUAAUGAUGGGUUUCACCUUCAGGGGGCGCCAGAAAUUAACUGCACCAAGUCUGCACAGUGGAGCGAGGAGAUACCUUACUGUGAAGUUGUCCAGUGCUCUGAUCUGACUGAGCCUCUUCACAGCUCCAUGCAGUGUGAUCAUCCACUGGGACAUUUUGGUUAUCAGUCCUCCUGUGAGUUUACCUGUGAGGAAGGAUACACACUAACAGGCUCAAGCUCCAGCAAGCUGGUGUGUGAAGCCAGUGGACACUGGAAUGAUUCUCAGCCCACCUGUGAAGCUGUUCAGUGCCCAGUUCUCGAGGACCCUGCGAAUGGCAGAAUGAUCUGCAGUGGUGAAAGUUUUGGCAGCAGCUGCAGCUUCAGCUGUAGUAAUGGGUUUCACCUUCAGGGGGCGCCAGAAAUUACCUGCACUGUGUCUGCACAGUGGAGCCAGGAGGUACCUUACUGUGAAGCUAUCAGAUGCAAGCUGCCAGAUGUGCAGGCUCCCCUAACAUUUGGAUGCAGCGGAAGCUCAGACGACCUCACAGUCACCUCAACCUGCUACUUCAGCUGUGAGGCAGGCUUUGAGCUCCAGGGGGCAGCGAGUACUGAGUGCACAGUGACAGGAGAAUGGAGCACAGCCACACCAAGCUGCACAGCAGUGACAUGUCCGUACCUCCAGAAGCCGGACAAUGGCCUCAUGACCUGUUCCUCUGAGGAGGCCAUCAUCGGCACUUCCUGUUCUUUCACCUGUUUGAAUGGCUACAGUCUGCUCGGCGAUGAGGUGGUGACGUGCAACCUCACCGGCAGCUGGUCUGGAGCGGCAGCUGAGUGCCAAGCUCCUCCUGAGCCCCUGUUGAGUCCACCCUUGGUGACCGGCCUGACACCAGGAGUAGCAGGAGGCGUUAGUGUGUCCAGCCUCGCUCUGGCUCUCUGGAUAAUGAAGAAACUCAGGCAGAAAGCUGAAAAGUUUGACCUAAGUAAGUCGGACAUCGACAUGCCUCCCCAAGUAUACAAGAGCAUUGACAGACUAAUAUAGAGAAACACGACUACAUACUGGAUCUAA